Molecule: messenger RNA, 2235 nt
Organism: Symbiodinium natans
Lineage: Eukaryota; Dinophyceae; Suessiales; Symbiodiniaceae
Source: the annotation of a GenBank genome assembly
AUGUCGCCUAUCACGCAGUCUGCCGGGACUGGCCUGGGAAUUGUUGGCGAUGGCAAGGGCUGGUCGGGCGGAAGCACGCGGCCUGAUGGUGAGGCGAACCAGCCUCAGAGCAUCAAGGAGAAGAGGCCUAAAGUCUUUCUCGAGGUCGAGCUGCACAAACGCAAGCUUGGCCGCAUCGUCCUAGAGCUUUUCGGUGACGUCGUCCCAAAGACCGUUGAGAACUUCCGUUGUCUUUGCACGGGUGAGCGUGGAGUCAGUGCCGUGUCUGGCAAGCCUCUGUGCUUCAAGGGCAGCAGGUUUCACAAGAUCAUCCCAGGCAAGAUCAUCCAAGGUGGCGACAUCACGAAAGGGGACGGUUCGGGUGGAGACUCCAUUUACAACCAGGAUGGUGACGGAACCUUUGGAUGUGAGAACUUCAAGCUUAAGCAUGACCGCCCCGGCUUGGUGUCUGCCCCGGGCAAUUGCCUGCUACGUCUAAUGAUUCUAGUGACACUCGUUGCCAUGAGCAUGGAUUCGGAGAGGGGGACUUUUCACGGAAAGUGCUCGGAUGAGGUCUCUAUGGCCCACAAGCGAGGUGAGGAGGGGAAGCAGUGUUCUCAGUUCUUCUUCAUCUCCAAGGCGGAGCCCAAGCUUGAUGGCAAGCACACGGUUUUCGCCAGAGUCAUCGAAGGCAUUGACAAGCUGUCGAAGCUCGAGUCCAUGGGCACGAAGGGUGGCACACCCCUCUUCGAGGCCGUCAUCUGCGACUGCGGGGAGCUGGAGUCCGAGGCGCUGCGGACGCGGAAGCGUAAAGCAGAAGAGGUGCCCCUGCCUCCUGGCUGGAAGCGCAAAGAGUCUCGUUCAAAGGCGACGGCUCUGGCCUUCGCAGUGUUCAUCGCCGUCCGGAGCUUCCACCCAGCGCGGCCUUCAGACGUGAGAAUCAUCAUCGACAUCUCGAAGACAGACGGCAAGCUUCCCUAUGGCAAGAUGGCCGUCUUGGAGUUUGAGAUGCAGAGUUUAAAGGAGGAGCUGCGCGAGUACGAUCAGCAGCUGCCCUGCUGGUCUGCGGAGUUGGCCGCUGCAGAAGAGUGGGCACAGCAUGUGGAGUCCGAAGCAGAUGAAGCUGAGGCAGAGAAGCACCGCUUGACAGAGGAGCUUUCAGAGAUGCAGUUCAGCGGCCUUUCUCCAGCCAGCAGCGCCUGCGAGAGAGACUUUGAAGCUGCCAUGGGACACCAGCAGAUGGGGAUUGCACACCACGACUUCGAGGAGCCCUUGCCGAUCCCUCCCUCCACCUUUGAUGGGGUCUCAGACGCGGGGCUUCAAGAACGACGCCGCAUCGCCGAGCAGCGCUUGGAUUGGGAAACGUCCCGCCGUGAGCUGGCUGUGGCGCACCUCCGCCAGCAGCACCUGCAAUCGGCCGACGAGGCUCUGGCCGCCGGCCGCGCGGAAGCGGAGGAACUCCGUGCGGAGCUGGCAGAGGCGGAGCACGAGGGCCGUGAGCUGAUGCGCCAGCGCCAGGUGGCCGAGGAGCAGGAGCUCCCCUUGCGCGAGUGGGUGCAGCACGUGGAGGGCCAGGUCAACGCGGCACGGAACGAGAACGCACGACUCUCUGCGGCGCUCUCCUCCACCUUGGCCUUCCGUGCCUCACUACUCUCGGACGACUCGGAGGCUCAGCCUCUGAGAGACGCGGGCAUGAAUGUUCAACAGGUGCAGUGGCUCAGGGACCAUGAAAGGAGCUGCUUGACAAGAAAGGCACAGCUCAAGGAGGAGAUCGCGGCAGAAGAGAAGCGCAGGGACGAGUUCCUGAAAGAGGCCUGGCAACACCGGGCCAUCGCAGAGGAGCGGCAUAGGCGCUUGGGCGUCCCCGGAAAUCUUCCAAACAUUCUCCAGACGCCUUCACAGGUCCUCCGGCGACCCCCGGGUUCUGCCAUAUCUGCUUCGGGCUCUGUCUUGGGAUCGCCAAAGUUUCCCUACUCCACGCGGCCCGACAUGUCAUCAACAUCCAGGAGCUGGUUGUCUGUUCCGAUCCCCCCGAUCCCCUCCGUUGGGUCCAUCCGCUCUGUGAAUUCAGUGACCUCGCCGGUACCGAUGAGGGAGCUCGGCGAACGCCGAUCGGCGGUGGAUGCGAGCUUCAGUAGCCAAAGAAGCCCAGUGGACCUCGAAGACGUGCUUAGCGACGACGACCAGCCAGAUUACUGGCACAGUGGCUGGGCCCAAGAAGGUGAAAAGGAGAGCCGGUGCCUGUCUCUACAAUAG